Molecule: messenger RNA, 4251 nt
Organism: Musca domestica (house fly)
Lineage: Eukaryota; Metazoa; Arthropoda; Insecta; Diptera; Muscidae
Product: zinc finger protein 260
Exons: 4
Coding region: 461-2179 (572 amino acids)
Biological process (GO): regulation of transcription by RNA polymerase II
Cellular component (GO): nucleus
Molecular function (GO): DNA-binding transcription activator activity, RNA polymerase II-specific; RNA polymerase II cis-regulatory region sequence-specific DNA binding
Source: RefSeq, a predicted model, not a curated record
CAACGCAACACUGAGCAUGUUGUUUUGAAUAACUUGACAAAUUGACCAACCCAGCUGUUUGUUUUCUUUUCCUGAAAAAGUUUUUUUUACCAUCUAAAAUCCUUGAAAAAUGAAAAUUAUUUAGAUAGUUUUCUCUCCAUUUGGCCGUUUUAUGUAAAAGCCGAAAUUUAUUUCCAUCUCUUGCGUUCGCUGUAUGUGCUAAGUGAAAAGGUGGCCGAAAGUUGUGUGAAAUGUAAGCCCACGAAAAACGUGAAAUUUUACAGACAACUCUAUUGGAAAGAAGAAAAACAAGCACACACGUUGCCACAGUGGCAAUAAUAACGAACGAAAACACAGACUCUGCUUCUGUAGAGUGAAAAAGUGAAAAGGGUUGUAUGUUUAACAAAAAAGUUGCGCGAGGCUCUAAAGUAAUAACUCGAAUAAACUUGUCGGAUUGGUAGGCGAAAAUACCUCAUGCAAGAUGCACCUCAAUCAUGCAACAGCAGUAAGCACGGCCGCCAUGAUCAAUUAUCAGCAUUAUGCACCGGCACAAAUUUCUACUUCCCAUGGGGUCACCACCUCGACAAAUCAACAUCAGACAAUUUCUGCAGCCGGACUGCAGCAGACCCCCUUUACACUACACCAGCUAACAGCAGUGCAAGCCAUACAGCAUCCUACUCAUCAGGCUAUGUUGCAUCCGCAACACCCGCUUGUUCAUUUAUUGGACAUUUCAACAACGGCCGCCAACACAUCGAAUAUCAACCAUCCGGCGCCAAUAACACCAAUGACCGUAACAAAGGUUGAGAUGCCGGAGGAAAUGCCCGAGCCACCGGUUGAUGAUCCACGCAAAAAGAAACAGUGCCACAUUUGUAAAAAUAAAUUUCGUCAAUUGACCACGCUUAGGAAUCACAUGAAAAUACACACCGAUGAAAGACCCUAUAAGUGUAAACACUGUGAAAAAGCCUUCCGUCAAAUUUCCACUUUAACAAAUCAUGUAAAAAUUCAUACUGGCGAGAAACCCUUUAAAUGUAAUAUCUGUUCUAAGGAUUUUCGUCAACAAUCGACUCUGAUCAAUCACAUCAAAACACACAAGGUUUUUGCCUCGCUAGCCGAACAACAAAAUAAUGGAACGGCGGGCGCACUGCUUAACUUUCAGCUGCCCCAGACAACGCAGGGUACUUCACGCAAAGGACAGUCAAAAGCUGCUGCCCAUGCAGCAACGGCUCAAUUGAUACACCAACAACAACAACAGCUACAACAGCAGCAGCAACAACAAGGGCAAAGUACAAUAAUAUAUACCCCACAACAAAGACAAAAUAUAACCAAGAGUCUUUAUACAGGCAGUUACAAUUCACCACAGGCCGAUGAGCUGGUCAAGCCGUAUCAGUGUCAUAUUUGUAAACGAAGGUUCCCACAACUAAGUACCCUGCAGAAUCAUGAACGCACCCAUAUUGAUCCUAAACCCUAUAAAUGUGAUGGCUGCGACAAGGCUUUCAGUCAGCAGGCAACGCUGGCCAAUCACAAGAAGAUCCAUUCGGGCGAUAAACCAUACGCAUGCCAAUAUUGCUGUAUGACGUUCCGGCAACAGAGUACGCUCAACAAUCACAUGAAGACGCAUGCCAAUCAGGUGGCCACUAUAACAUCGCAUAACACUCUGGCAGGAACAACAGGCACAGGAGGAGGAGGCGGAGCAGCUGUAAAUCACCCACAUGGUAAUAGUAACAUCCCUUUAGCAGCUGCUACCAUCAUGGUUACACCAACAGCUACAGGACAUUUACAAAUACAGCCCCAAGUAGAACACCAUCCCUUGUUACAUUUUCUCGAUAGUAACACCACCGUCAGCACCCUAAGUAAUAAGGAACAGUUCGCCUCGUCCAAUAAUAACAAUCCCGGCGGUCCAACUCCGACCGGAGUCGUUGCCCAUUGUAUACGUAACAGUUGCCCAGAUCGUCCAUUUAUGUGUAGUGUCUGUCGUCGGGCCUUUUCACAGCAGAGCACGCUGGCCAAUCACUUGAAGACCCAUACCGGCGAGAAGCCAUACAAAUGCAAAAUGUGCGAAAGUCACUUCCGACAAGUCUCCACAUUAAAUAACCACAUGAAAAUUCAUACUGGCGAAAAGCCAUAUGCUUGUUCCUAUUGUCCUAAGCAAUUUAGACAGAAAAGUACACUAACUAACCAUGUGCGCAUACAUACCGGUUGAAAUAAGGCCACGGUUGGCGCCGUUGCUGCUGCUGCCAUUUCCAUAGAUGAUCAUAAUAAUACACCAAUAUCAUCUUUCCCCCAUAAUCCAACACUAGCAUUAUUAUCACAUUCAUAUCCUUCAUUACCGCCACCGCAAUCAUUACCACCACCUCCACCACAGGUUCCCCCCCUACAACACUACACAUUGCUAAAUUCGUCGUCCCAACACUCCCAUUCAUUAGCUCUGUCAUUUUUUCGCCAAUCCCAAUAGAAAUUCAUUGCUAGCCACCAAUACACAAGAGAGGGUGUCCAAAAAAUUACAGAUUUGAAAACGCUAAUAAUUGUUUUGAAAAUUUAAAAUUUUCGUAUUUUGAAAUUAUUUAAGAUGAAGAUUUUGAAAUCCAAUUUCAUAAUUGUUUUUUAAUUUAUAAUUUUGCUGUUUAAAUAUCAACAACCAUUAAUGAUUUCAUAUUCAAAAUUUGUUGAUAUAAAUUCAAAGAAGUUCUUUUCAGGAAUUUUGGAAUUUAAAAUUAGUUAUUUUUUAAUUGAAAUAUGAUUUCAAAAUAUUUUAAAGAUUAUCAAUUUUUUGUUUCCAAUUUCUCAAGUCAUUUUUUAUCUCAAUUUAUAAUUCGCAGUUUUAUCUUCUUGAAAAGUGGAAUAAAAAUGUUUGAAAAAAAAAAAACCAACUUAUUAAAUUUUUUGGACACCCGAUCCUACACAUGUACACACCCAUAACUCCUUAUCCUUCCGUUGCAUUGAUACUCCCUCAACUAUCACAACAAUACACGCUUACAUAAGCCUAUAAUAAGAAGAGCUAAACCAACUUUGCUAGACAACAUACAUAGAAGUUACUGUUUCCUUGAUUAGAGAAUUUCUUAGAAAUUCAUUGCAACAACAACAAAAACAAAUCUAUACAACUAACUUUAAGCUUAGAGUUCUUGGUGUUCGUUAAACUUAAAAAAAAAAUCACCUUUACACACACCAACACCCACACUUCUACACAAUCACACAUACACACACACAAAAACACUCUAUAUCUUUUGCCAAUGGAAAACCUAAAGAGUAUAAAAAAACAAAAGGUCCUCUAUUUCACAAAACUGCUGUGCAGCCGUCGUCAUAUAUUCUCUAUAACUUUUAAGGGUACUUUCAAGAAUACUGUUGUUCGUUGGUGACAAGUCGCCACACAAACAAGCAAAACAAAAUCAUACUAUUAUUAAUACUAUUUAGAAAUAACAAACAAAAACUAUUGAAAACAAAAGAAAAUACAGGGUGUUAAACAUUACAUUUUUUGUUUGUAUUCCCACCCAACCAAACACCUCUCCAUGUCGCUUCCGUUGCAAUCCCAUCCUCUCUUCCUUUUAUUGUUUGAGAAUAAAACAUAACCCAAACUAAUUGUAAGUUAUUUUAAACGCAAUUCCUUUUACAAGAUAAAAGAUUCCUAUUCUUCUUUUUUUUCCAUUUUCUAUCAUCCUUCGCCCGCCUAUCCAUCACUCGAUCCUAACCUCUAUCUCCUAUUUGUUUUCUUUUUAUUAGAGAAAAAGCAUUGCUUUGUCUAUUUUGUUUUACUAUUUUUUAUUAUUAUUAUAAACGCCUAAUUUUUAUGUAAUAAUAAUGAUUUAAAGAAAGAAAAAAACUAAACAUUUGUUAGUACAUACAUACUAAAUAUUAUUAUUGUAUACAUAGUAUAGUUCAGCCGUAAUGAGAUGAUGAAGUCGGAACAAAAGAAUAAGUAAAGAAUCCAUUGGAAUUUUUUUCCAUCAGACUCGAUAUCAUUUGAUUGAUUAAUUGUUUAAUUAAAUGAAAUAAUUGAACAUAAUGAAAAACAAAAAUAAACUAAAAGAAAAACGAAGAAAAUUUUUUGAAAAUAUGGCAAGAAAAUAUAUAUUGCGAGUAUUUUUUCAUGUGCAACUUUUUUUGUAAUUUGUAAUUUUUUUAUACGUUGAAUAUUUGAACAAGAACAACAACAAACAGACAUAAACAGAGAACAACAAUAAUAAUUGAUACUGUGUACUUAAAAACAAAAAAAGUAAUAAUAAUAAUAAUAAAGAAAAACUAUAUAAGAAAAAUACAAAAUAAACGUUUAAAACUGUA